Molecule: messenger RNA, 3153 nt
Organism: Oncorhynchus masou masou (cherry salmon)
Lineage: Eukaryota; Metazoa; Chordata; Actinopteri; Salmoniformes; Salmonidae
Gene: gria1b
Product: glutamate receptor, ionotropic, AMPA 1b
Exons: 16
Coding region: 137-2947 (936 amino acids)
Biological process (GO): modulation of chemical synaptic transmission; synaptic transmission, glutamatergic
Cellular component (GO): dendritic spine; plasma membrane; AMPA glutamate receptor complex
Molecular function (GO): transmitter-gated monoatomic ion channel activity involved in regulation of postsynaptic membrane potential; AMPA glutamate receptor activity
Source: RefSeq, a predicted model, not a curated record
AGCGGUUGUGACUCAAGCUCUGCGAAUUCAGUUAGUCUACUACAACUAUGAAUGCAUUGUGAGUGGCUUGUGGGCAACAGUAGAAGACAUUUAUUUGGCAUUUGUUUCUUUUUUCGUCGCCAAUGCAAAAGGAAAUAUGCAGCGACGACUUACCUUGGUCUUUGUUAGUUUUUGUGUUGGGUUUUGCGCUGGUUCAAGUUUCCCAAGUAAUAUAAAUAUAGGGGGAUUGUUCCCAAACGGCUCCCACGAAUAUGAGGUUUUUCGGUUUGCACUCUCUCAUCACCAGGAUAUCCCCAAACUGGUACCACAAGUGGACAUGGUCGACACAGCAAGCAGCUUUGCUAUGACAUAUGCAUUUUGUUCACAGUUUUCCAAAGGAGUCUACGCCAUCAUUGGAUUGUAUGACAGGAAGACCAUGAACAUGCUCAUGUCGUUCUGCGGGGCUCUCCACGUCUGCUUUGUGACACCCAGUUUCCCAAUUGAAACCAACAACCAGUUUGUGAUCCAGCUGAGACCGGAGCUUCAGGAGCCCCUCAUUGCCCUGAUUCAUCACUACAAAUGGACCAAGUUUGUCUACAUGUAUAGCUCUCAUUCAGGCCUGACAGUGCUACAGAAGAUUCUGGAUACAGCAGCAGAGAGGACAUGGCAGGUGACAUCAGUGAACCUGGACAGUGGUAUGGAUCAGACGGCCUUCCUGAAGGUGGUUCAGGACCUAGAGAAGAAGAAGGAGUACAACAUCAUCCUGGACUGUGAGCUGGAGAGACUCAACUUGAUCCUCAACCUGAUCGCUGCUCAGAAGAAGAACCUGAAAAAUUACCACUACAUAUUGGCAAACCUGGGCUUUUUGGACAUGAACUUCACUGAGUUCCAGAAGAGUGGUGCCAACAUCACCGGGUUCCAACUAAUGAACUACUCAGACGAAAAUGUCAGCAAGGUCAUAGAGGAGUGGGUGGACUUUGACAGCAAAGACCUUAAGCUACCCAAGAGAAGACUGAAGUACACAGGAGCCCUCACAUACGACGGAGUGAGUGUCAUGGCAACCGCCUUUCAGAACCUCCGGAAGCAACGUAUUGACAUCUCCCGGCGAGGCAACGCUGGCGAGUGUCUGGCCAACCCACCAGCUCCCUGGGGCCAAGGUAUCGACAUCCAGAGAGCCCUACAGCAGGUUCGAAUUGAGGGCUUGACUGGACAUGUCCAGUUUAACGAGAAAGGCCAUCGGACCAACUACACGGUCAGCGUCAUGGAGCUGAGCCCGAGUGGACCGCUGAAGGUGGGCUACUGGAAUGAGAAUGAGAACUAUGUGAACACAGCGGUAUACACACCAGUGGUUGAAGAGUUCUUCGGACUGCAAAACAGGACCUACAUAGUGACCAGUAUCCUUGAAUCUCCAUAUGUGAUGCUGAAGAAAAAUCACGAGCAGCUGGUGGGGAACGAUAAGUAUGAGGGCUAUUGUGUGGAGCUGGCCGCCGAGAUCGCCAAGCAUGUGGGCUACACCUAUAAACUGGAGAUCGUAGGGGAUGGAAAGUACGGAGCCAGAGACGCUGAGUCCAAGAUGUGGAACGGGAUGGUGGGCGAGCUCGUUUAUGGGAAAGCAGAUGUAGCAGUAGCCCCGUUGACCAUCACCCUGGUGAGGGAGGAGGUGAUCGACUUCUCCAAGCCCUUCAUGUCCCUGGGCAUCUCCAUCAUGAUCAAGAAGCCCACCAAGUCAAAACCUGGAGUCUUCUCCUUCCUCGACCCACUGGCCUACGAGAUCUGGAUGUGCAUCGUGUUUGCCUACAUCGGUGUGAGCGUGGUUCUCUUCCUGGUCAGCCGCUUCAGCCCGUACGAGUGGCAGGGGGACGACUCAGAGGGAGAGGAGGGCCAGGAGCAGCAGCAGAGACAGCAGUCAUUCAGUCCCAGGAGAGAGGCAGGACAGUCCCAGUCCCAACCGGGCCAAAACCAGGGCCAAGGACAGGGCCAGUCCCAGUCCCAACCGGGCCAAAACCAGGGCCAAGGACAGGGCCAGAGCCAGAGUGAGGGGCACACCAAUGAGUUUGGGAUAUUCAACAGCUUGUGGUUCUCGCUGGGCGCCUUCAUGCAGCAGGGCUGUGACAUCUCGCCAAGGUCCCUCUCUGGUCGUAUUGUAGGGGGAGUGUGGUGGUUCUUCACCCUCAUCAUCAUCUCGUCCUACACGGCCAACCUGGCUGCCUUCCUCACCGUGGAGAGGAUGGUGUCGCCCAUAGAGAGUGCCGAGGACCUGGCCAAGCAGACGGAGAUCGCCUAUGGUACUCUAGACGGAGGCUCCACCAAAGAGUUCUUCAGGAGAUCGAAAAUAGCCGUAUUUGAGAAGAUGUGGUCCUACAUGAAGUCUGCCGACCCGUCAGUGUUCGUGAAGACCACAGACGAGGGCGUGGUGCGGGUCAGGAAGUCCAAAGGGAGGUAUGCCUACCUGCUGGAGUCCACCAUGAACGAGUACAUCGAGCAGAGAAAACCCUGUGACACCAUGAAGGUGGGAGGGAACCUGGACUCCAAGGGUUACGGAGUGGCCACGCCCAAGGGAUCGGCACUAAGAAUCCCCGUAAACCUAGCGGUGUUGAAACUCAAUGAGCAAGCCAUCUUAGACAAACUAAAGAACAAAUGGUGGUACGAUAAGGGAGAGUGUGGAAGCAAGGACUCCGGAAGAAAGGACAAGACCAGCGCUCUGAGCCUCAGCAAUGUGGCUGGGGUGUUCUACAUCCUGAUUGGAGGGCUGGGGCUGGCCAUGCUCGUGGCCUUGGUCGAGUUCUGUUACAAGUCCAGGAUCGAGUCGAGGAGGAUGAAGCAAAUCAUCGAUGCAGCCAUGCUGAGUUCCACCCUGAGCCGGAUGACCAGGACAGGAAGCGGGGGCGAGAAUGGACGAGUGGUCGCCCAUGACUUCCCCAAAGCAUCACAGACUCUCCCCUGCAUGAGCCAGGCCGCGGGCAUGUGAUGGGGCAGUCCUUCCUCUGCACAGACCCCACCAAAAAGAGGAAUGGAAAAGAGGAGGGGGGGUGUUGCACUGUGGCUUGACUACUGCCAAUAGGAUUCACUGACUGCUCACUCUGAAGAUAGAAACAACAAACAAAAUCACUUUUGUAAAGAGACGGUUUAUUUGGAUCUUUCCUGCUGCAAUAAAGAUGGCUGUCUUGGACUUGA